Grus americana (Whooping crane) is the source of this 5035-nucleotide messenger RNA. It is a transcript of the gene ZBTB35, whose product is annotated as zinc finger protein 131. Gene Ontology annotation, cellular component: nucleus. Gene Ontology annotation, molecular function: RNA polymerase II cis-regulatory region sequence-specific DNA binding; DNA-binding transcription factor activity, RNA polymerase II-specific; protein binding. Lineage: Eukaryota; Metazoa; Chordata; Aves; Gruiformes; Gruidae. Bases 1308 to 3269 code for a protein of 653 amino acids. Gene Ontology annotation, biological process: regulation of transcription by RNA polymerase II. The transcript has 9 exons. The record is from RefSeq and is a predicted model, not a curated record.
GGGGCCCUGGGCCGGCGGGGCCCUGGGCCAGCGGAGCCCUGGGCCGGCGCGGCGUGGGGUGGUGGUGCCGUCUCGCGACCGCUGUGGUCGGUGAGAGGCUUCUCCUGCCUCUUGGCAGUGCGGCCCCCGGCGUGUGGCUGGGCCGCCUCGGCGGGAGCGAGGCCUUGUCUGUGGCUGAGGGGACGGCUCUCAUCCUUGCUCUGCCGUUGUUAUUUUUGAGGAAAAACACGCAGCAGAGUGCGCAAGAAGUUCUCGUUUCUGUGUUACCUGGAAGCAACCACUGCUGUUGCCCACCAAACACCCCUCAAGAUUCCCCUUUUCUGAGGUGGCUACAGCGAGAUGGCGGUAGUUUGGCCAGUGCUAGGACUGGUCCUCUGGGUCAUCUGAGGUGCCGUAACAUUGCUUUGCCAGCCUGCAUUCAUGUGUGACCCAUGUAGGCAAAGAAAACAAAUGCUUAAAAUACAAGGAGUUCCCGUUGUAGUCCAGGGGGAUAGUAAUAAGAUGUCUUCAUUGAGGUAGAUGUAUAAAAACAAAUCUGCGAAUUGUAUGCAUAUCAUGUGAUGCAUCUGGUGUUACAAGCUGGUAGGGUUAAGUCAGUAGUUGACAGCGUCUUCUAAGAAAAUGAAGGUAAACUGAAAUAGUCCAGUUUUCAUCACUUGUCUAUGAGCCUACUCAUAAGUGGCAACUUGGAUCACUUCUGCCUGCCUUCCUUGUUUUCUUGGUUUUCUCGACUGUAUCUUUCACUCUGUCCUCCAAAGCAGUCAUGCUCUUAUUGAAUAUAUGUUGUUCUGUUGGGCUUUUUUCUGCAAUAUCACCGAGUUUUUAAAAUUAGAAUGCUAAAUGAAUGCUGCAGCUGCACUUAGAUAUGCAAUAAAUUCACAUUUUUUACUAGUGCUGUGUUAAUUCCUGACAAUAAACUAGCAAUCAUAAGUUGCAUGUUUUCUCAUUCAUGUUCUUUAAGUGUUCUGAGAAAGACAGGAACUUCUUAAAAAUUCUUAGAUUUGGUAGGGGGGAUGUUAUUGUUUGGAGGGGUUUUUUUGUAAGAUAUCUCUGCAAACAUUCAAUUUGUAAGAAAAUUGCAGUUGAGUAAGUGGAAAUCGUGAGAGUUGGGGUCAAGAUUUUAUUUAAGGAAUUAUGCUUUUAACUGCAAGUCAUCUGUCCUUUUACGGUGUGUCAUAAGUGGGCAAGAAGAAUUAAACAGUGAAGUAAAUGGCUGACAACUUCCCACGUGAGACUUUAUGUGGCAUACCAGAUAACAGAAGAAAGGCAGGAGCUACUGGUCAUCUGUCUUAGACCCAGCAUUACAGAUGAGUGUGAGCCACAUGAAUGUGGAAGUUGAAGAUGGGUGCUGCUGCACGGAUCUGAAGUCGUUUUGCCUGGAGUUAAUUUGCGAAAUGCUUUCAUUGAAGUGCUUGGACUCUCUUCCAAGGUUCUUUUGCAUAAGCAGCAGACUAACAUCUGCAUCUUGUCCACAGGCACAGAGUUCUGCUAAACCUCUUCAGACCAGUCCUUUUGCCAUGGAAGCCGAAGAAGCAAUGGAAUGUAUCCAGGAAUUCCCUGAACACUAUAAAGUUAUUUUGGAUCGACUGAAUGAACAACGUGAGCAAGACCAGUUUACAGAUAUCACUCUGAUUGUCGAUGGUCACCAUUUCAAAGCUCAUAAGGCUGUUCUUGCUGCCUGUAGCCAAUUCUUCUACAAAUUCUUUCAAGAUUUCACUCAGGAGCCCUUGGUGGAGAUUGAAGGUGUAAGUAACAUGGCAUUUCGUCACUUAAUUGAGUUCACCUAUACAGCAAAGCUAAUGGUCCAAGGUGAGGAAGAAGCAAAUGAUGUUUGGAAAGCCGCUGAGUAUCUACAGAUGUUAGAAGCAAUCAAAGCACUUGAAAUCAGGAACAAAGAAAAUUCAUCACCCUUAGAAUCAAAUCAAGCACAAGAUAAAAAUAAACCAAAAAAGAGGAAGAUAGCUGAAACCUCUAAUGUUAUCACAGAAACACUGCCAUCUGCAGAGUCGGAGCCUGUUGAAAUUGAGGUUGAGAUUGCUGAAGGGACAAUUGAAGUGGAAGAUGACAGCAUCGAAACACUUGAAGAAGUAGCUUCUGCAGAGCAGUCCAUAAAGUACAUACAGACAACGGGUACUUCGGAUGAAUCGGCUUUGGCUCUUUUGGCAGAUAUCACCAGCAAGUAUCGUCAGGGAGAGAGAAAAUGCCAGAUCCAAGAAGGAAGUGAUAGUGCAACUGAUCCCUCGUGCAAACAGGAACACAUGAAAACACAUUCUACUGAGAGUUACAAGUGUGACAUAUGCAAUAAAACAUACCUACGAGAGAGUGCUUUGAAACAGCACCUCACCUGUUACCACCUUGAUGAAGGUGGUGCCAGCAAGAAGCAAAGACCUGGCAAAAAAAUACAUAUAUGCCAGUACUGUGAUAAGCAGUUUGACCACUUUGGACAUUUUAAAGAGCACCUCCGGAAGCACACAGGUGAAAAACCAUUUGAAUGUCCAAACUGCCAUGAACGUUUUGCUAGGAAUAGCACGCUGAAAUGUCACCUGACGGCCUGUCAGUCUGGAGCUGGAGCUAAAAAGGGAAGAAAGAAGCUGUAUGAAUGUCAGGUUUGUAACAGUGUGUUUAACAGCUGGGAUCAAUUCAAAGAUCACUUAGUAAUACACACCGGUGACAAACCCAACCACUGUACCUUAUGUGAUGUGUGGUUUAUGCAAGGCAGUGAGCUGAGAAGGCAUCUCAAGGAAAUGCACAAUAUUUCUGAACGAAUAGUGACAGAAGAGGUUCUUCCAGUGGAAGCUGUCGAAGCUGAACCAGUAACAUCAAUGACUAUAAUAGAACAAGUGGAGCAAGUCCAUGUCCUACCAGUAAUUCAGGUACAAGUGGAUCCUGCACAAGUAACUGUGGAACAGAUGCACCAGGAUCUCAUACAGGACAAUCAAGCAAAAGGCACGCAGAUGGAGGAACUGCAAGAACAGGUGCAAAUUAGUUACUUGGAAGUUGAACACAUUCAGACUGAACAAGGCGCUGAAGUUCAUGUGGAGCAGUUACAUGUUGAGCACGUAAAUCAAAUACAGAUGGAAGAAGUACAGGCAGAACUUAUAGAUGGAACACACCUGGAACAAGUAGAAUAUGAAAGUGUUGAUCAAGGAGAAGCAGAAGAAAAGGAACCUAAUCAAGUAGAUGAUGCAGAUAAGGAAGAUCAUGAACAAGCUGAAGACUUAAAAACUCAACAGUUAGUGGACACACAGAAUGAAAAGGUGCAUGACUAGGACAAAUAAACACACUGCACAGGUUUAGGAAUGAAAUACCAAAUUAUUUUUGUUAACUUUUACAUUGUUUUUGAACCAUCGGUGGUCACCUUUCCAAUGUGCUGUCCAUAGGAAGCUGGACAAGUGGACCAAAAUUAGUUUUCUUCAUGUACAACUAAACUUCUCUCAUAUGUGAAAAAUCUUUCCCAUUCAUGUAAUACCAUGGAACAGAAACUACCACAGACACGGACAGCUUUGUGAGGAUUUUAAUAAUGAAUAGUUUGUAUUGUUGUUACACCAUCCCUGGGUAUAUGUAAGAGUAACUUCACCUCUUUUCCUCUUGCAGCUGGAGCAAACUCUUGCUGUAGAUUUGCAGGGUGUCUGUGGCAGAAGAAUCAGUAAAAUCUGGUGGGUUCUAUUGUAAGUGGUAAUUGCCUACCUGUGAUUUUCAGAACAGACUGUUUGCUGUAUCCUAACAGCAGUCCCUAGCUUUCAAGCUGGAGAAAAAACAUUGUUGCUGAAGGUCUCUGAGCACAAAAAUCCUGUGCCUUUUCAACACUGACUGGUUAAAUGUCCACAAAGUUCCUAGAGUGUUCAAGAACCUAGUUCAGCAAAAGGCAAUGUAGAUAAUGUUAUAGCGCUUUAUAUUUUUGCUUAAAAUUGUCGGCUACUGAUUUUUUUUUUCUUUUUGUGUUAAAUUUAGAGGCAGGGGGCCUGAGGGAGGAAACUGAUUCCAUGUGAAGGCAGCAAGACAUUUUAAAAGGGACACUUUAAAAUAGGAAAAGCUCAGUAGAGUCUGUGGUAAACAUGAGCUGGAAGAAGGCUACCAGCAGACUCUUCUUUUAUAAAUUGUAAUUUUUUUUUUUAAUGAAUAUGUUUAAACAUAAAUACAGAGGAGACUUGUCUAUAUGGUAUCAGGUUCCUGUUUUUUUGAAAUGAAAUGAAAUUCUGACACUUGACACAAAGAUGUGCUAAACAUAAAAGUAAAAGCCAUAGGUAUGAGUGCUAAACAGUGGGAUUGAAAAGUAGGAGUGUAAAUAAUUUAAUCAAUAUUAGACAAUAAAACAAUACCAACCAUGAAAUGUUGCAUUAUUUGUUUCAUCCAAUAAAUUAGGAACAACUGAGUGACUGGCAGUUACAGUGCCAGCUCCCAGUGGUAAGAAUCAAUCUCAUUUUUAAUAAGAUUAAUAGGUCUUUACUGUAAAGUUAGAUUUGUUUAGAAAAUACUUGUCUAGCUCUCUGUUCAAGGAUGCUAAGGACUUCUAAUUCUCAAUUAUUGCCUUGAGAUUAGAGGUGCUCCACACUUCUGAAAAACUUUCUUUUCAAAGCCUUAACUGAAGGGAGGAAUUUUUGCAAGGACAUUCCCUAAUGCUCUUGGUAAUCCUGUAGAUCUUACUUAAAAUCAGGCUUUUCUAUUCAGUCUUCUCCAAAUGCAGAAUUAUUUCCUGGGAUUUGUGCUUUUAUUUAGUCUUGUUCAGAAUGGUUCUUGUGUUUCAUCAUAGCCUUUGAGAAACUGUUGCAGAACAAACAUGGAUCUUAAUUAAAAUUUCAAACAAGUUGAUUAACUUGCAUUCCUUUUUUAUGAUGUUUUCUGUUUAGCAAGGUGCAAGUAAUAUGUGAUGAGAUUCUGCGCAGAAGGAAGAAUUUGGCCCAAUGUUAAUUAUGAAAAUAAAAGUUGGCUAUUGUAUUUAUACCUGACUUCUGUUAAGAAGCCUAUCUUUUGAUAACACAGAGAGGACAGGGCUGCUUGCUUAGUUGCAUAACUCUAAUUUUUUAGGUAUUUGUGC